Pyricularia pennisetigena is the source of this 6327-nucleotide messenger RNA. RefSeq lists its product as uncharacterized. Gene Ontology annotation, biological process: regulation of DNA-templated transcription. Gene Ontology annotation, molecular function: DNA-binding transcription factor activity; transcription cis-regulatory region binding. The transcript has 2 exons. Gene Ontology annotation, cellular component: nucleus. The record is from RefSeq and is a predicted model, not a curated record. Bases 631 to 6327 code for a protein of 1898 amino acids. NCBI's taxonomy places the organism in Eukaryota, Fungi, Ascomycota, Sordariomycetes, Magnaporthales, Pyriculariaceae.
AUGACAGUCGAAAGAAACGCCCACGGAUCAUUUUCAUCCUCGUGCACCACUGCUACGUCGUCUUCGUCAAGAAUUUCUUUUACAUUUGCCCGUUCAUCCUCGCGCGAUGUUCAUCCUGCGCUCCACCUGCCGCAAAAUGGAAGCCAAGCCGACUCUCAGAAGUCGGCCAAGGGAUUUUUCGACAAACUGCCCUCCAUCACGCCGAAGAGAAGAUGCAGCAGCAGGCUUCUUUGGCCACGGCCACUUCAGACCGUGCGUAGAAUGACCUCGGAGCCUGGGUUUCGCGACGGGCGCAGUGCCACGCCAGAUCUCGUCGCCGGUGAAAUCCGCUCGGUUCAGGAUCUGUUCGACAAUCCCAAGACGCCGCGAGCUUCUCUGGCCGCAGACAUGGUGAGACGCGAGCAGAUUGCCAAGGCUAUGGCGAAGAAGAGGGAAGAGCGCCGAGAUGGGGCAGCGGAAAACGUCGCGUUCGCAACAACGGGUAGCAUGACACCGUUGACUCGAACCCCAAAGACACCUGCAGCCUCAGCACUCGCACCCCCACCGCCAAAGGCAUCUUUGGAGCAGCAGCUGCGGGCGGUCCAGGCGGCCUAGAGGGCUCCUGAACCCGAAGAUGCUGCACCACCUCCAAUGCCCGUUAAGUCAUCUUUACGACCACCUCCAAUGCCUGCCAGGUCUUCUUCGCGUCCACAAAAUAGCAAACCAGCACCUACUUCUUGCCUUCAGCCGCCAAAACCUGUGCGAGAUCUUCGGCGUCCGUCAUACGACAUCAGCCUGAGUCCAAUCCCAGGAUCGGUUCGCGACGAGAUGAGCGAUGAUGAAGACCGCCGUUCCAGGCGGCAUAUAAGCAAGAUUCCACAGCCCCUCGAUCCUUUCGAUAACGCCAAGCUGGGGGAUGCAAAAGACGGCUGGACCGCACCACAGUGGGCGUUCACGCCUCGACCACCUUCGUCCCUGUAUUCGAUGGAAGGUGUUAACAACCCACAGCCCCGCCAGGAGUCUCCUACUCGAAUCCCGCAACCCAGCAAAAAGUUCCUGUGUCAUGUUCGCCAGUCCAGUGAAUCAUCCGUCAGGACUAAGACUUUGACCAGAAAGAUACCACCCCCAGCACGCAAUGCACCGAUAAUAGAGGUGGACACCCCUCCCGAAACACCGCAUCAUGAGCCUGAACCGUGCCAUAACCUCGAGGAGCCGUACACAAUUCCAUUUGGGCUUCUUCAUCCUCCAGCGACGCCGAGCCAUAACGGCUCAAGAGUCUCUGUCGAAGAUAGGAGCGGAGCAACGAACAGCAGCGGAGACACCUACGACAGCCUUUCGCAUCUGCACAUCGUGAGACACAAAGCCCAGCUCAAUCACGCAAGAAAGCUGCUAUAUGCCGAGCAUGUACACCGCUCGAUCGCUGUCAGCGCAGCCAGGAGUCCUGGCGGAGCCUCGAUAAAAAGCUCAGCUUCAUCCCCAGGAAGGCUGACGGAGUUCUCAAAAACUGCGCGUCAACAUGGAAACGCCGAAUCUCCCAUGGCACGUACAAAGACCUGUGGCAUCAUCAACGAGUAUUCGACAGUCGUCUCCCAGCACAUUGCUGAUGUGUUUGCACCUCCACGUGUCAGUUCAGCGGGCGGACCACCCAGCCACCAGGGGAAGAUCACAAACCAGACGCCCAAGACUUUGGAAAGAUCAACAGAUCGACGACAGCAGCUGCUCACCGAGAGCACGAGGAAGGCGGCCGAAGAGAGGAGCGACGAAGAAAAGAAAAGGCUGCGGAUGAGAGAGCUCCAGCGAAUAGAAUGGGAAAUGACCAUCGCCAAGGCCAAAGCCAGCGUUCGAGCUGACGAGACUACAAGAACAACCAGUCACCUAGAUACAGCAUCAAGGUCCAGACAGUUGCCCAGAGUCAGUGCUGAUUCGCCCCCUAGGAUUGCUGGUCAAGAAAAGGAUGAUGUCCAGAACGAGAAAGAACGUGGAUUCUUCUCAAGAUUCAAGCAGACACUACGCUUCAAGAGAACAAAAAGCAGUUUGGCCAUGAGGGAGCAGAGGAAAGAAGUCGCCAGGUCGCCCAAACAAAAGCAAUCCCCAAAGGCCAAGUCGCCGCCAAAUCUGUCUCAUCUCAAUAGUCUACGACAUCCCAAGAGCAUAGCGGCGAUGGAAGGGACGACGAAAGUGGCCGCUCAGCCGCCGAAGAUGCCUGAAGGACAUCAUGGCCGCAUGCACUCCCAGCUCGAACAGCCUGCGUCCCCGAUGCGCAUCUUUAGCUCAUCUAGGGAUCACGGAUCGCGACCGAUGAGAUCGAUGCCAAACAUUCGGAGGCAUGCGCAGCAGCAUGCUCCCGAACUGCAUGCGGCGCCGACGAGAACGCCGCCCAAAAUACCCAUGAGCGUGGUGCUGGCGGCUUCACAGAACGACGAAGACGACGACUACCAGGACGCUGUUGGGCUCAACAGCUCAUCGCCGAGCGAGCUGCGGCGGCUGCGGCAGGACUUGUCCCGCUCCCGGCUGAGAAUGGGGAAUGAAGUGAGCAAGCCACAAGGCGCCGCCGAUACGGUCGAGAGCUCGCGCUCGCGAUCUCGGGAAUCUACCCCACCAAUCGGCACCGGCCGCUACGCUGACGACGGCGAUCUCGACGGAGAAGCUCUCGGGGACGACACUGGGCCGGUUUCCAGCUUAAAAGUCGAAGGUCAAGCCGGUACACAGUUUCAAUCGACAUACGACCGUCCACCCGCACAGCUACCAAGCAGGGACCCGUUUUCUCCCCGUCCACCACCGGCUUCGGACCCUGAGUUCCGGGACGGCAUACCUACCCUGAGCAGUCCAAACAGGGUGCGCCCACCUUCGCCACCUCCAGCGACUGAGCCAUUGCCACCCCAAGCGUCCACGCCACUCAUUGGCUCUUCGAAAAAGUCCAAGAAGAGCCGGAAGUCGAGGAGCUCGAUAGCAUCGUCUGACGGCCGUCCAAGCUCUGCGUCUGCGAAUUUGGCGCCCACAGGUACGCCGGGAGGGACCGGGGCUGCGCAGACUGCCCCCUCCUUGUUGACCAAAGCGGAGCGGAAAGCUCUGAGGAGAGCGCGCAGGGAGGCACGCAAAGCUGCCUUGGCUGCCGGGGACUUGCCAGAAGCGAUGGACGAACACGACCAGAGCGUGAUGAGCACCGAGCCUAGCGCAUUGGAAUUGUCCCACUCGGAUGUUGCGAUGCAGUCUAUGCCGCCACCACCUACCGCCUCAGUGAUACCUUCUACGCCCACGCCCCAGACAAACAGUAAUUUCGAUGAACCGGCAAGCAUUAAUGGCCUGACAUUUUCUGUCAACGGAGACCACAGCCUGGAUCACUUGGCUACUGUCGGCGAGGGAGCGAUAGCGAGCAUUUUUGGUCAGGAAACCCCAGAAGUGGGACCUAAGCGCAAGCGCAAGGCAUCGGGGAGCAGUGGCAAAGACAGUCGCAAGAAAAAGUCGAAGAGACACGACCCAACCGAGCUGGAAAACGGCGAUGCAUUAAUGUAUGUCUCCCAGUCUGUGGAGGCUGAUAACGAGAUGAUGGACGCCCCACAAGAGCAGCAGUUGCUUGGUCUGGAUACGGCGCAAGAGGCUCACCAUGGAAGAUCUUUUGAUGGAAUUGCGAGCAACCCGAUUUCAGAAUUGUCUAAUGGAGCGAUUCAAGCAAUGGUUGCUGGUUCCCAAGUUGUCUCUGACCUUGCUCUUGACCCGUCACUUGCAGCACUGGAUUCUUCGCAUUGCGAGCAGCAGAAUGGACAAGGAGCCCAGGAAAUACUGGCCACAGGGAACAAUAUGGGUCUGCAUCACCAAGAAACCAGUGAGACCACCUAUCCAAAUCGUAAUCCAACCCCAGGGCCAGAUGCAUUUUCGACUGCUCACAAUUCAGGGCAGCACGAGAUGGCUGAAGAUGGUGCAGUCAACCAGGGGUACCAGGUCCAAGACGGCUUAGCCCAGACCGAGGAGACGCCACACAUUAUGACGAAUGAGAACAUACCUCCACCUUCUGGAGACCAGACAGCGCCAGAAACACCAACACCCUUCCCAGGUACUCAAUCUGUCGGCAGACGCAAGAGCAAAAUAUCUUAUCUGGAUCGACAAGCUGCAGAGGUAGUCGGGAACCUUGCAGAGCUCCCUGGCCAGGACGCUACUUCUCCAGCCGUACGAAAUCGGACCGAGCGGGCGUCUAGGAGGAGGCCCAAGACACAGACUGAUGUCGGAGAGGGUCCCUCCAGCUCGAACACUGGUGGAAGCGGCAAGAAGGCCAAGGUUCAGAAAGACUGGGCAAAGGGAGCUCUUAGUGCGGAAGAGAAUGCAAAGAUCCAAGAAGCUGUCGAGGAAUUUCGCAGCGAGCAGGGAAUGUCGCAGUUUGAAGUCAACGAGAUGAUUCAUGAGGACCCAAGCCGUAAAGGCACCGAGAAACACAGGCUCCUCUGGGAGAAGGUACAUGCUUCUUUACCAAGGAGACCUCCGCGGAUCAUCAACUAUCGUACAAGGAAACUCUUCCAUAAUUUCAUUGGCCGACAAGUUUUCACAAAAGAAGAGGACGAAGAGCUCCGUCGGUUGGUCGAGCUCAAGGGCCCGAGGUGGUCUGAGAUUGGUGCGCUGAUAAACCGUAGUCCACUCGACAUCCGCGACCGCUGGAGAAACUACACUGUGUGCGGCGACAAGAAAAAAGCAGACUUUUGGAAUCAGGAGGAAGAAGCGAGGCUCGUUGACCUGGUGGUCGAAGCCAUCGACAUCAUCAAACAGUCACGAGCUCAUGGCAACCAGGAUGACAGUCAGGAGUCUGCCGAACGGGAUAUAGCAUGGGAGGGCAUCAGCCAGGGAAUGGAUCGUACACGGUCAGCCAAGCAGUGUCGCGAGAAAUGGGCCUUGCUCCGGGAGCGUCAACGUGUCGCGAGCGAUGGAACCAUCCAGAACGGAGGCGAUAGGAUCACUGAAGUUCUAGAGAAAACUCGAUCGGACCUGCGAAAGAUGAAACCCGAGGACAAGUUGCGACUCAUAGAAGCAGUGCGCAAAACCAACGUUGAGCUGGACGACAACAUCGUGUGGAGUAAGAUUGGCACCAGCAAAUUUCGCAAGCAAUGGAGUCGGAACACUCUCCGCGUUAUGUGGGCCCGCCUACGGCAGACAGUCGAGGGUCAAGGCUCAAUGAGCACUCUCGCUGUGGCGGACGCGUUGAUUGAACAGUACAAAAAGGACAAUGUACUCGUUGAGCUUGGUGACAGCGACGUUGACAAUGAGGCCGAAGUAUCUCUCCUUGACGUUGGCCCAUCCGCUAGAAAAACCUACCGUACUCCGCGAGUUACUGCUCCCAAGAACCAGUUCGAAGCAUUGAAGGCGGCGGGCGGUACAGAUUCUGCAAAUGGCACCCCAACCAGGUGGAAACGCAAGGCCAAGGACAAGCAGGAAGCUUCGUACAACGGUGUUCAGGACGAGCAGCCGUAUGACCAAGGAGAGGCCGAUGGCGCCACCCAAGGGGCUGAUGAGAGCUUUGUGCCAGCGGCUAAAAGAGCAAGGAAGCGAAAAUCGGGAGAUGGUGUCCAAAGCAAUGGUCGACGUCUCAGCGCCUCUACCAAGCCAGAGACACCAGGGAAAUACAAAAGUGCCCAGUUUGUGAACGAUGACGACGAUGAAGACGAUUCGGGCGACAAAGGUCAGAGGUCUGCUUCUCCCGAAGUGCCGGCCUCACCCGAAAGAUCACAACCCGACCCAGCAGGCGAUUCUGCCAGCGGCUUAGUGGUCGAUAGCCAGAUCCUCAGUGGCGACUCUCAAGAGUUUGCAGAUGAAGACCGCAUGGAGACGGAAAGCGUUGAUUUAGAUCAGCCUGAUCGGUCGAAAAGCGUCUCUGGCAAUGCAGUGCAGGACGAUGAAGUGGAAGACGUCGAAGACGAUAGGCUUGAGGUGGCUCCCCUGCGCGCAAAUUCGACUGUGUCAGACAACUCGUCUGUUUUCGCGGCAAGCAAGUUUAGGAAGCGCAAAUCUGCAGCGGUGGCGACUCCCAGUACCCUCAAGAAGACAAGGAAACCUCGAACUCCGUUUUCGCGUACACAUAACCAGGCGACUUUGAGCGUGUACGACGACAUUGAGAGUGCACAUGGCGAGUCUUCUCAGCCAAAUGCCGACCAUACCGAUGAUGUUGGCGUUAUGAGCACUCAGGAUGAGGAGGCGCACCGGCGACAGAUGGAACUUGCUCAAGACCAGCUUCCGCUCCAGCGGGCCGAGUCUGAAGAAAACGAAAGUGAGGCCGAACGCAGAAGGCUGGCGCAAUUGAGCGACGAGGACUCGGACAUGGAGGAUAUUCCAGCCCAGUUACCCAAUCAAAUGACGACCGAGCAGUGA